Molecule: messenger RNA, 1233 nt
Organism: Lucilia sericata (common green bottle fly)
Lineage: Eukaryota; Metazoa; Arthropoda; Insecta; Diptera; Calliphoridae
Gene: Fkbp12
Product: peptidyl-prolyl cis-trans isomerase Fkbp12
Exons: 2
Coding region: 156-482 (108 amino acids)
Molecular function (GO): peptidyl-prolyl cis-trans isomerase activity
Source: RefSeq, a predicted model, not a curated record
UACAACACCAUAACGCCAUAUUGAUACCGAAACGAGACUCGAAAUUUUUGCUAUACCAAAUUUGUUUCUUUACGGAAAAAAACCGCACGCGUAAAACGCCGAUAAUAAAAAUUUAUUAUUUAAAGCUGUUAAAAAGCAAAUUAAAUAACUAGAAAAUGGGUGUACAAAUUGUGCCAAUUGCUCCUGGUGAUGGUAGCACCUAUCCCAAGAAUGGACAAGUUGUUACUGUCCACUAUACCGGCACCUUGGAUGAUGGCACCAAAUUCGAUUCGUCCCGCGAUCGUAAUAAGCCCUUCAAAUUCACCAUCGGCAAGUCCGAAGUGAUCCGUGGUUGGGAUGAGGGCGUGGCUCAAUUGUCUGUAGGUCAACGUGCCAAGUUGAUCUGCUCUCCUGACUACGCUUAUGGUUCUCGUGGCCAUCCUGGUGUUAUCCCACCAAAUGCCACCUUGACUUUUGAUGUUGAAUUACUCAAGGUAGAGUAAGAAAAAGUAAGAGAAGUUUUUUUUUUUUGGAUACCAGCAUAUGGAACUUGAAGAUGCAUUUAAAAUUUAAACAAAAAACAACAACAACCUUUAAACACACAACAUCCCACAAGAUUAUUAAAUUAAUAUUGUAGUUGUAAUACACAAAAUUAUACUCUUCUACUCCAUAUUAUAUUAGAAAUAUUUAAUAUACACUCUCUAAAUAUUUAAUAACAAACUUUAUUAACUUAAACAACAACAACAAACAAACAAAACUUACAAAAAACGUAAAAUAUACCAACAAUUUUAUACUUACUCUUUAUAAUAUCUAUACACAACAAAAGGAUGUUUUGUCCGACAUCCUUUUGUUUAAAUUUUUUUCUUUUUUAAAGUGAUGAUGAAUAUAAAAGGGGGAGAUAACCAACAUCUACUAUCCCCCCGCAACAAUACAAAUAAACUUAGUGUACUAUUAUUAAUAUUAUUAUCGUAAAACAAACAUAUAUAAUAUAUAAACGUAAAAAUAUUAUUGGCUUAACAAAAAAAAAAAAAAAAAAACAAAUGAAUGAAUGCUUUUCUUAAUAAUUGUAUUUAGCUUAAAUCUUAUUAAAACAAAAUAUUUAAAAAAAUAAACAUACUUUAUCUUAAUUAUAAGCUACUAUUCUUAAUAAUAACAAUUUUUCAAAUCUUUUUGUGAAAAUUCCAAAAAAACAAAAAAUCAAAUCAAACAUGAAUUAAAUACAUCUUAGAGAAUCGUCAGAAGUUGUAACUAAAA